UGAAUUGGUGAAAUUGUUCAAAGUGGCACUCGAUCUGAUGCCCACCGAUGGCCACAAAAUCAUAAUAAAAGCCGAUAAAACACCAAUUGGGGAGCACGCCAGACGAUUCAAUGUAGCAACGAUUGAUGAAGUAGCCAUUGUUGUGGUUGGUGAACAGUUUCGGUCACGAGAUAUUGUUUUGUAUCGUAGAAAUGAGCAAUUACAACGUAUUUCAGAACUCCAUCGCUGUUAUGAUGCAUUGCAAUACCCCAUUUUGUUUUGGAGAGGUCGUCCCCUAUCAUACCAACAUACCAAUGAUAAAUCCAACAACUGGUCAAAAAUCAACGAAAACCGUCAGUGCGAUGAAUUUUUAUUCGUAUCGAUUGAUGAUUCGCCCUCAAGAAAACAAUUUUAUUUUGCGAUGCAAUCAACUUUCGCAUCAAUAUAUCGUCGAUAUGUACGCCAAAAUUGAAAGUGAGCUAUUCAAUUUCAUCCGUCAGAGUCGAGCCCGAUUGAGAUCAGAGGAAUACAUACAUUUGCGUGACGCAAUAAUCAAUGAUGCUUUUAUCGAAUUGCAAGUCAU
Messenger RNA from Anastrepha ludens (Mexican fruit fly), 562 nucleotides. RefSeq lists its product as uncharacterized. The coding region runs from base 38 to 451 and encodes 137 amino acids. The transcript is spliced from 2 exons. The record is from RefSeq and is a predicted model, not a curated record. NCBI's taxonomy places the organism in Eukaryota, Metazoa, Arthropoda, Insecta, Diptera, Tephritidae.